ACGUGACGUACCGAUGAUGUCGUGUUGGAGGCGUUGGCCGGUGUCAAUGUGUGCUCCGCAGAAGAAGAACACCGUCCUCUGAAAGAAUCCUUCAGAGUAAUCGGAGUGAACUACUUUGAAACUUAACCUAUCUUUUGUUUGUAUUCGUACUACCACUACGUUAUUUGAAGUUAUCAAAAUGAUAAAGAACGGGCACCACGCCGCGGAGGAGCAGCGGGAGGAGGACUCAGUUUGCGGUACACCGGGUGGCUCUGCUUGCAGCCCGGAGAAAAGGAAGCGCGUCGUCCGGUUAUGGUGUGACGGCUGUUAUGACAUGGUUCACUACGGUCACUCCAACCAGCUGCGGCAGGCCAAAGCCAUGGGAGACUACCUCAUAGUCGGAGUGCACACAGAUGCUGAGAUUUCAAAGCACAAGGGUCCUCCGGUCUUCACUCAGGAAGAACGCUACAAGAUGGUACGGGCCAUCAAGUGGGUGGAUGAGAUCGUAGAAGGAGCGCCCUACGUCACCACGCUGGAGACCCUCGACAAGUACAACUGUGACUCCUGUGUGCACGGAGAUGACAUAACGCUGACGGUAGACGGUAAGGACACGUAUGCAGAGGUGAAACGUUUAGGCCGCUACCGGGAAUGUAGACGCACACAGGGGGUCUCCACCACAGACCUGGUGGGGCGGAUGCUUCUCAUGACCAAAACCCAUCACAGCAACAUGGAUAACCCAGAUUACCAGCAGCACACAGACAACUUUGGGAAAGGUCCUAAAGGCCACAGUCCCUGGACAGGAGUGUCUCAGUUCCUCCAGACAUCCCAGAAGAUCAUCCAGUUUGCCUCAGGAAAGGAGCCUCAGCCCGGAGACACCAUCAUCUACGUGGCCGGGGCAUUCGACCUCUUCCACAUUGGUCAUGUUGACUUCUUAGAGAUGGUCUAUAAGCAGGCAGAGAGGCCCUACGUCAUCGUGGGUCUACACUUUGACCAGGAGGUGAAUCGGUACAAGGGGAAGAACUAUCCAAUCAUGAACAUCCAUGAGAGGACGCUGAGUGUCCUGGCCUGUCGGUAUGUCUCGGAGGUGGUGAUUGGUGCUCCCUAUGCAGUGGGCAAAGAUCUGCUGGAUCACUUUAGGGUGGACCUGGUGUGUCAUGGCAAGACGGAGGUGUUUCCUGACAAGGACACGUCAGACCCCUACGCCGAGCCUAAGAAGAGGGGGGUCUUCAGGGCAGUCGACAGCGCGAACAAUCUCACCACUGAUGACAUCGUCCAGAGAAUAAUUGCAAACAGGCUGCAGUUUGAAGCCAGGAACCAGAAGAAGGAGGCCAAGGAGAUGGCAGUGAUCGAGGCGAUGAACAGGAAAGAGCAGGAUCAGAGUGAAGGUGCAGCCCAGACCGCUCACCUAGUGGCACCUCAGACCUGCUUCUGUGUGUGGUUCCACUCGUCGCGGUACACUCAGGCUUUAAGACUCAACUGACCCAGGGAGCACAGCCACUGGGUGAAGAAUCCUGCAUUAAAUAUCUGUUGUGGCAGUGUGUCGUGCACGCUGCUGAGUUAGCUCCUCUCAACCUUCUUCUAUUACUUCUCCAGCCUAAUGCGAUUAAAAUAGAUCUGCCUCCACAAGAAAUCAAAGAAUCCAAACCAACCUUCAAAAUCUAUUUUAACCUCUCGUCCUCCACAGAGAAUGUUUUAAUGUGUGUCUUCUUCUGUCAUGUUUUGUCUUCGUCCAUGAAUUCACACACUGUUCCUGUAAAGGUGUAUAAGUGAUAUGUUGGGUUUGUAAUAAGCUAUAACUUAAAUGUUUUUAGAUUUUAAACCAUGUUUGUUUUAAAGAUCGUUAUUAGAAGUGGCAUCUUUUACAUUGAAUGUAGUAAAAUAAAAUGUAUACACUGGGUAAAAAAAUAUAUAUUUAGAAGUCACUAUGUUUUUGUCCAUACUGAAAAAACAUUAUUUCAAUGUCGAAUUAUCCGUGGAGCAGUCUUUUUAAUUUCAGUUGUGGAUUUAACUACCUGACUUUGCACCCAGCUAGUGUGUGUGUGUGUGUGUUUUUAUGUUUGAGCGAUUGAGUAGAGUGAAGAUAGUGAGUGAGCGUUUGCACUGUAACUGACAGUAAUGUCGUGCCUCAUUCCUAACGGUAUAACUAAUUUAAGAUCUGUGAAUUGCACCAAAAAUGUAAACUCUGUCUCUGACCUUCUCAACUCUAAAAAAAUGUUCUGCAAAUCUAUUAUGUUUUCUCCUCUUUCACCAGAGAAUCCAAUAACGUUCACAUUUGGACCUAGUCUCACUUUCAAACUGCUUCUGUAGAAGUUUACAGUCUUUUGAUUUUCCUGUUAUUAUGGGGCAUAUUACUCUGAGGUGAAUUGUUAAAGGUGCGAGACAAUUUGUGUUUUAUAAAUAUGUUUCUAAAUAUCAAUCACUAAAUUGCAACUUGUAAAUGUCCCUUUUAAUAAAUAAAUUGGAAAUAUUGU
Messenger RNA from Gymnodraco acuticeps, 2450 nucleotides. RefSeq names its product phosphate cytidylyltransferase 2, ethanolamine (gene pcyt2). Gene Ontology annotation, cellular component: cytoplasm. Gene Ontology annotation, biological process: phosphatidylethanolamine biosynthetic process. The transcript has 12 exons. The record is from RefSeq and is a predicted model, not a curated record. Gene Ontology annotation, molecular function: ethanolamine-phosphate cytidylyltransferase activity. NCBI's taxonomy places the organism in Eukaryota, Metazoa, Chordata, Actinopteri, Perciformes, Bathydraconidae. Bases 179 to 1459 code for a protein of 426 amino acids.